AGCAAAUAACCCACUUACUAUCUUUACAUAAAAUCUCUAAAUUAUACAUGUUCAUGUCAUCCCACUAGCCAUACUCCUCCUCACCUGUCUAUAUAUAUAUCCAUACACUACUUACUCAUUCCCUAAAACCAUCAAAACCUUAGGCUUACCUUUUUCUCUCAGAAAACAGCUAUGAAAACCCACCUCUUCUCUCUAGCUUUCCUCUUCUUUACCCUAGCCCAAGGGAUGCACUUGAACCCUAAAUGUGGCAUCCAAGACCAAGGCUCAAACCUUCAAGUCUUUCAUGUUUAUAGUCCAUGCUCUCCCUUUAGGCCUUCAAAGCCACUUAAUUGGGAAGAGAGUGUGCUCCAAAUGCAGGCCAAGGACCAAGCCAGACUUCAGUUUCUGUCAAGCUUAGUGGCUAGGAAAUCUGUUGUGCCAAUUGCUUCAGGCAGGCAGAUCGUUCAGAGCCCAACUUAUAUUGUUAGGGCCAAGAUUGGAACCCCAGCACAAACCAUGUUGUUGGCCAUGGAUACUAGCAAUGAUGCUGCUUGGAUUCCUUGCAGUGGCUGUGUUGGUUGUUCUUCUACAGUUUUUAACAAUGUCAAAUCUACUACCUUCAAAACUGUGGGUUGUGAAGCUCCUCAAUGCAAGCAGGUACCCAACUCCAAAUGCGGAGGAAGCGCGUGUGCCUUCAAUAUGACCUAUGGCAGCUCCUCCAUAGCCGCAAACCUGUCGCAGGAUGUGGUCACUCUAGCCACUGACUCGAUUCCAAGCUAUACCUUUGGUUGCCUUACAGAAGCCACAGGCAGCUCAAUCCCACCACAAGGGCUUCUAGGGCUAGGCAGAGGACCCAUGUCCCUUUUAUCCCAAACCCAGAACCUAUACCAAUCAACAUUUUCUUAUUGCUUGCCUAGCUUUAGGUCACUUAACUUUUCUGGGUCAUUAAGGCUUGGACCCGUUGGUCAACCUAAGAGGAUUAAGACCACACCAUUGCUUAAAAACCCAAGAAGAUCUUCACUCUAUUAUGUGAACUUGAUGGCAAUUAGAGUUGGAAGAAGAGUUGUUGAUAUUCCUCCUAGUGCUUUGGCAUUCAAUCCAACGACUGGUGCAGGAACCAUCUUUGAUUCUGGUACUGUAUUCACCCGAUUGGUCGCACCGGCCUACACAGCGGUCCGAGAUGCAUUCAGGAAGCGGGUUGGCAAUGCAACGGUGACAUCCCUAGGUGGAUUCGACACAUGUUACACAUCACCCAUCGUUGCACCCACCAUAACAUUCAUGUUCUCCGGCAUGAAUGUGACAUUGCCACCAGACAACCUGCUAAUCCACAGUACAGCCAGUAGCAUCACAUGCCUGGCCAUGGCAGCCGCCCCAGACAACGUGAACUCGGUGCUGAAUGUCAUAGCCAACAUGCAGCAACAAAACCACAGGAUACUCUUUGAUGUGCCCAACUCAAGACUUGGUGUUGCCCGUGAGCCAUGCACAUGAUUUUUGUUUUGUUGAUUUAUAUGCUAUGCAACCUUAAUUUCUUAUGGUCAUGGUAGUGUACCUUAUUUUUAUAUUAGAUGUGGCUUGUGAUGUCAAGGAGGUGUCUGGUUUUUUUCUUUUUCUUUUUCUUUUGGGGAUUGUGUUUGAUGGUAUAAUUUGGCGUUAUUAGACAGCUUUGUUACUAACUGUUAAAAAAAGGGGAGGAGGUGAAAUUGAGUGUGUCACGGGUUUUUCUGUAUCGAUCUAAAGUUUGAUAGCUUAGUCCAAAAAAUCGUACCAUGUCACGGGUUUACUUACAAGGUUUUAUUCUACAGUUUCUUUCUCUGGAGAAUGUUCUACAGCUCAAUAAAAUUGCUUUUCUAGUAUCA
Molecule: messenger RNA, 1835 nt
Organism: Ricinus communis (castor bean)
Lineage: Eukaryota; Viridiplantae; Streptophyta; Magnoliopsida; Malpighiales; Euphorbiaceae
Product: aspartyl protease AED3
Exons: 3
Coding region: 172-1467 (431 amino acids)
Biological process (GO): proteolysis
Molecular function (GO): aspartic-type endopeptidase activity
Source: RefSeq, a predicted model, not a curated record